AUGGGCGCCCUCUUCUUCAUCACUACCAACCAGUGUUUCAGCACCGUGUCUGCAGCGGAGCUCUUCAUCACUGAGAGGAAACUGUUCGUUCAUGAGUACAUCAGCGGCUACUACAGGGUGUCCGUCUACUUCCUGUCUAAGAUCCUGUCCGACAUCACUCUGCGCACCGUCACCUCCGUGAUCUUCAGCUGCAUCGUCUACUUCAUGAUCGGUCUGAAAUCCUCCGCCGCAGAGUUCCUCGUCUUCACGCUGACGGUGACCCUGGUGGCGUACACGGCCACCGCCAUGACGAUGGCCAUCUCAGCCGACCAGAGCGUCGUGGCCCUCGCCAACAUCUUCAUGACCAUCACCUUCGUCUUCAUGAUGAUUUUCUCAGGUCUGCUGGUGAACCUCCCCAGCAUCAUGGACUGGCUGGCGUGGCUGAAAUACUUUAGCAUCCCUCGCUAUGGCCUCGCAGCUUUGAAGAUCAAUGAGUUUGUGGGUUUGAAGUUCUGUGACGAGGCUGGGAUCAGAAACAUGUCGGCUGCAGGGACAAACUGCAGCGUGAGCGCAGCCGGCCUGACAUGUACAGGGGAGCAGUACCUGGACUACCUGGGAAUAGAGUACACCACGUGGGGACUGUGGGAGAACCACGUGGCUCUGACCGCCAUGACGUUCAUUUUCUUCAUCAUCGCCUAUCUGAAACUCCGCUACAUCAAGAAAUUCACUUAAAUGUGAUUAUUAAAACUAUGCAAAUGUAGCAUUUUUCAUUUUUGUCUUCAUGGGACCAGGCCAUUAAAUAUUCACCAAAAAUGUCAGUAUUAUAAGAAUCUAAAGUUAGAUGAGACGAGAGGAACUACUCUCAUGUUUGUGUGCUAAUAAGUAAGGGGGAAGUUAGCUUAGCAUAAAGACCUGAAGCAGGAGGAAACAGCUCUGGCUCGGUUUAAAGUUUGAAUAAAUUUACCAUACCAAUUUCAGUUGGUUGUUCUUAAUGCAAUGUCAGUGAGAAUGAAUAUAUUUUGGAUGUAUUUUUUAUUUAUGAAUAUUUGUUGUAUUAUUUCCAAAUCAGAUUUUAUUCUGUACUUUUGUAAUUUAGUAAUGUUGGUUAUUUCGUUUGUGCACACUUUCCAAAUGACCUUGAUUCUAACUAAUAACUGAUUAUUUGUAUUUGUAGAUAUUAUAUCAUUAUAUUAUAGAUAGUGUGUGUUAACCCCUUUAUGUUAGGGGUGUCAAACUCAAGGCCCGGGGGCCAAAUCCGGCCCGCGACUUCAUUUUAUGUGGCCC
This is a messenger RNA of Notothenia coriiceps (black rockcod), 1263 nucleotides long. Its product is annotated as ATP-binding cassette sub-family G member 2-like. Gene Ontology annotation, molecular function: riboflavin transmembrane transporter activity; efflux transmembrane transporter activity; ABC-type transporter activity. The record is from RefSeq and is a predicted model, not a curated record. The transcript is spliced from 6 exons. Gene Ontology annotation, cellular component: plasma membrane. Gene Ontology annotation, biological process: transmembrane transport. Bases 1 to 711 code for a protein of 236 amino acids. NCBI's taxonomy places the organism in Eukaryota, Metazoa, Chordata, Actinopteri, Perciformes, Nototheniidae.